Messenger RNA from Zasmidium cellare ATCC 36951, 1314 nucleotides. RefSeq lists its product as uncharacterized. The transcript has a single exon. The coding region runs from base 1 to 1314 and encodes 437 amino acids. Gene Ontology annotation, molecular function: saccharopine oxidase activity; flavin adenine dinucleotide binding; sarcosine oxidase activity. Lineage: Eukaryota; Fungi; Ascomycota; Dothideomycetes; Mycosphaerellales; Mycosphaerellaceae. The record is from RefSeq and is a predicted model, not a curated record.
AUGCCGAUAUCAAAAGACACCCCCAUCUCCAUCCUCGGCAGCGGCGCCUGGGGCCUCUCAACAGCAAUCCACCUCCUCGCCGCCGGCCACACCAACCUAACCGUCUACGACCGCUCCCCCGAAAUCCCCUCCCCCUACUCCGCCGCCUACGACCUCAACAAAAUCGUGCGCGCCGAAUACGAAGACCCCUUCUACACCCGGCUCGCCCUCCAAGCCAUCCACGCCUGGAAAACCCACCCGGCGUUCACACCGCACUACCACCAAACCGGCUACGUCGUCGCCUGCACGGGUCGCGCGCCCCCGAAAGCCGUCGAGCACCUCGAGAAAGCCCUCGCGUCGAUUGAGCAGGAUCCGGCGUUCAAGGCGGGGAUUCGGAGACUGGAGGGCCGCGAGGCGUUCAGGGAUUAUACGUGGCAGUAUACGGGUCCGUUGAGCCAGUGGAAGGGGUAUUAUAACCGUCUCGCGGGCUACGCGCACUCGAGCGAUUCCCUCCGCAGCGCGUGGGAGUUCGCCGCAAGGAGGGGUGUCAAGUUCGUGCUUGGUGAGGAGGCGGGGAGAGUUACGAAACUCGUCUACUCCGGCAAGAAAUGCACGGGCUUCGUCACGGCCGACGGACAGACGCAUUCUUCGGCUCUUACAAUCGUGGCCCUGGGCGCCCACGGCGCCUCCCUCCUCCCCAGCCUCGGAAAAUUCUCCGUCGCGCGCAGCUGGUCCGUCGCGCACGUCCAGCUCACGGAGGAGGAAUGCAAUCUCCUCCGCGGAAUCCCCACGACGAACGUGCGGGAUCUGGGAUUCUUCUUCGAACCAGACCCUAAAACCCGACUGUUCAAACUCUGCCCCUUAGGGAUCGGCUACACGAACCCGGAUGCGAAAACGGGGAUAUCCCUCCCACCGCCUGACCGUCUCCCGCCACCGCAGGACUUCAUCCCAUACGAGGACGAGAAGAAGUUGCGCCAACUCCUCCGCGAAACCUUCCCCUGGAUGGCGUCCCGCCCCUUCGUCGACCAGAAACUCUGCUGGUUCGCGGAUACCGCGGAUUCAGAAUACUGCAUCGACUACGUACCCGGCACCGAGAACUCCGUGAUUUGUCUGUCAGGGGAUUCCGGGCACGGCUUCAAGAUGAUGCCGGUGUUUGGGGAGUGGGUUGUGGAGUUGAUCCAGCGAGGGAAGCAGCCUUUGGAGCGGUGGCAGUGGAGGGAGGGGAGUGUUGGAGGGGGGGAUUGGGGCGAAAAGGUUAGUUGGAGGAUUGGGAAGGGGGCGGAGUUGGGGGAGUUGAUUCGGGCGAAGGAGAGGGUUGUUAGGGCAAGGUUGUAG